Paracoccidioides lutzii Pb01 is the source of this 1221-nucleotide messenger RNA. RefSeq lists its product as hypothetical. The record is from RefSeq and is a predicted model, not a curated record. The transcript has 2 exons. Bases 1 to 1221 code for a protein of 406 amino acids.
AUGACUUCCUCAACUACCACUCAGACCGUUCUCGAAAACGAGCUUUUGUCGACAGAUGCGAUGGUCCCUCCUAAUGCUGAUGCAGUGAAACAACAACCCGGAGCUGACGGAGAUACCCUCCGACUUGAUACCACCAAUGUUAAGUUAACGCUUCCAAUUGGGCGCACCCGUGGAGCUCACUUUCGCAACGAGUCCUCAGGCCUUGAGCUUUUGUCAAUCUCCGAAACCCCUGUCGCAUCCUCUCCUGCAUCAGAAGGCAUAGACAUUUAUUCACCAUUGUCAUCAUCAUCGUCAUCGCUUUGCUCUUCCCCGACACCAACCUUCAUUGGCCUCAAAUCCAUUCUUAAAAACACCUUCAAACCUCAAAGCGCACAGGGGUUCAAUUUGAUGGAUUCUGACACAGAAUAUGAGGAAGAAAAUGAUGAGGAUUCUGAUAUUGAUGGAGACGACGAUUUGAACGAGGAUGAAGAGUCUGAAUCUGACGAAUCUGACGAGUAUGAUGAAUCCGAUGAAGCUGAUGAGGUUGAUGACUCUGAUAACGAAUAUUCGGAUGAAACAGGGUCCUUUAUUUGUUUUGCCAAGUCUGUUCAUUUCAACCUCAACCUUGAUGUCCACAUCAUCCCGAAUAGAGAAGGAAAUGGUGACGACUGUGGAGAACCGGAAUUGACGUUCCACGAACAAGCACUCCUUAAACAAGGGUCAAAACGCGAACGCGAACGUUUCGAACAGUAUAGUGUCAAUAACCAAAGUUAUGACUCCGAUGAACAUGGACGUGAUGUUGUUGAGCUCGACAAGCAACUUUUCACAGCUUACGUUAAUGGUAUCCGUAACAUGAAUGCCGAGGACUACCGAUCCGUCGUUCUUUCUCGCACCCUGAAUGCGGGUCCAUGCGAAGUCGAUGUUCUCCCUUUCAUCGAGGACCUUGUAAACCAAUAUCUUGACCGCGUUGUGGAGUCGCUUCUCGGAUUCUUUCAAUACCUAUUUCCGGACGAGGAAUAUCACAACUUGUUGUUCUUUGCGGAGGACGUUACUGCAUUCGACGAUCACAACCGUAUCGUUUACAAACCUAGUUCGAGUGACUGCCAGCAGGUAAUUACUCAGCACUUGACAACUAAACUUGCCGGCACCUCUGCCGCCAUCUCCGAGAAUGGCAUUCUUGAGUGGGUCGCCGGAGAGCUCAUCGAACCCCUGGGGCGCCAGGCUUUGUUUUACGACCUGUAG